Messenger RNA from Bacidia gigantensis, 1191 nucleotides. RefSeq lists its product as uncharacterized. The record is from RefSeq and is a predicted model, not a curated record. NCBI's taxonomy places the organism in Eukaryota, Fungi, Ascomycota, Lecanoromycetes, Lecanorales, Ramalinaceae. The transcript has 2 exons. Bases 1 to 1191 code for a protein of 396 amino acids.
AUGGCCCAAAGUAAGGCAGGAUGGUGGCGCUAUACUGCGCUUGCUUUCUUAUCACUGCUUGUGAGCAUCGGCGGUGCUGCACUCAUUGGAGAUCCGAUCACAUCGUCAUUGAAUGUAUCAGCCGAGCUACUAUCGAUCAGCAAUAAUUCGCUAUCUCUCAACGAAGAAGUUCCCCCCGAAAACUUUUUUCUCGAACCUCGUCGCAGGGAGAACUUCAGAUAUCUAGGUAGACUGGAGACCUGGGUAGCAGUCAUAAACUGCAUAGGCACUCUCGGCUUUGCGGACUGGAAUGGUCGCCAAGCUCUCAUGCAGUGUCCUCGGGACACGACACCAAAUGUUGGCAUCAACGUAUUAGGGCAGGACACACCCGCCCCUCCGUACAUGAUGACUAAACACAUGAUGUGGUCGAUGGUGUCUAUGGCAGCCUGGUCGGAAGACAAUCAAGUUGGACGACUCCAGUACGGGGAAACGAACUUCAGAAUUAAGAUAGGAGCGAGUUUAUUAGGUGGUGGUAGCUUGUUCCAUCGGAGCCGUCUUCCCCCAAGCCCGCCUACAAGCACUGUGACGGGGGUUCAAACUUCUUUUCCAGUGUCAGCUCUCUCGAAGGAUCUGAACGCUAUCGAUGAUACUACUCUCGACAAUUUGAAUGCGAUGCCAACGUCAAACCUUAGUGCAUUGGACAACAACACGCUGAAUAUCCAACAGUCAGACAGUUCAUACAACAUCACCAUGGUAUCCAACAUCAAAUAUAACUUUACCGACGACCCAGCGAUAAUGCUCGCUAUGGGGCCGUUCGUCCCAUCAGGUCCAAUACUAAUGAAACCUUUCCAGUGGUAUUUCACUAUCAUGGACCGCAUCAUCGUCUUCUCCGAGCUAGACGCAUUCAGUAUAUUCACAGGCGACACCUACUACGACGGAUCUCUCGAUUUCACAAUCGACAUACAGCCGAUCAGUGAGUCCAGGGGCGGGGUGCCAGAGAUAUUCAGGGUAGGGAUGGUACUUCAAGCACUCACAAUCCUCGGACGUGUCACAAACGCUGUCAGGAUCCCAGACAGGUACCGAGGAUACCAGGCGGUCAUCAUCUUCGCGGAUCACCCGCUUGGGAAGAUGAGGAUGUUUAAGGGUCGUACGCCGCCUCCUAGCGACACGUUGCAAGUAGCUAGCGGAGUAGGAACUUUAGCUACUUCAUAG